Messenger RNA from Carlito syrichta (Philippine tarsier), 692 nucleotides. It is a transcript of the gene FKBP2, whose product is annotated as FK506 binding protein 2. Gene Ontology annotation, biological process: protein peptidyl-prolyl isomerization. Bases 199 to 621 code for a protein of 140 amino acids. Gene Ontology annotation, molecular function: peptidyl-prolyl cis-trans isomerase activity. Lineage: Eukaryota; Metazoa; Chordata; Mammalia; Primates; Tarsiidae. The record is from RefSeq and is a predicted model, not a curated record. The transcript is spliced from 6 exons.
GCCGGAAGUAACGCACGAUCACGUGGCGGCGCGGGAGGCGGGGCUCCGGAGGAGGCCGCGCCAGAGGGCGUGUGCCCGCGGUUUCGCGCGACCCAAUGAGGGAGGGCGGCGUGGCCCGGGCCGGUAGCGACGAGGAGGCGCCUGCGCAAAGGCGGCGGCACCGCCGGGGUUGACUCCGGGGGCGCGGCGAGGAGAGACAUGAGGCUGAGCUGGGUCCUGACGGUGCUGACCGUCGGCCUGAGCGCCCUGGCCACGGUCACGGGGGCCGAGGGCAAGCGCAAGCUGCAGAUCGGGGUCAAGAAGCGCGUGGACCACUGUCCCGUCAAGUCGCGCAAGGGAGACGUCCUGCACAUGCACUACACGGGGAAGCUGGAAGAUGGCACGGAGUUUGACAGCAGCCUGCCCCAGAACCAGCCCUUCGUCUUCUCCCUCGGCACAGGCCAGGUCAUCAAGGGCUGGGACCAGGGGCUGCUGGGGAUGUGUGAGGGGGAGAAGCGGAAGCUGGUGAUCCCCUCGGAGCUGGGGUAUGGAGAGCGGGGCGCUCCUCCAAAGAUUCCAGGCGGUGCGACCCUGGUGUUCGAAGUGGAGCUGCUGAAAAUCGAGCGCCGUUCAGAACUGUAGCCAGGCUGGGGGGGGGCAGGGGCCCCUAUCUGGGACCAGACUGUUCAUAAAAAGAAACCUUAAAAGCCCAA